AAAAUGUUUACAAAAUUGGUAAUUUUGUCUUUGGCCGCUGUGGCGUGUGCCAAACCCCAAGCUGCCCAAUACCCAGCCGGUGUCAAUCCUCAAGAUUGUCCCGGUUUCCCCAUCUGUGAUAAUGCCCGCCUGCAUAAUCCCGCUUCCAGAUGGCAACAGCCACAACCCGCCUGGCAACCACAACCCUCGUGGCAGCAACCUCAACCCUCAUGGCAACCACAACCAUCGUGGCAACAACCCCAACCCUCAUGGCAACCACAACCUCAAUGGGGUGCUCCUGCUCCAGCUGCUCCCGCUGCUGCUGAUAAAUUCCCAGCCGGUGUGAAUCCUCACUCCUGCCCCAACUAUCCAUUCUGUGAUGUGAAUGCUGGUGGUUCUGCUGCUCCCGCUCCACCACUACCCGGUUUCACCGAACGUCAGUACCCAGCUGGUGUUAGCCCCCACAGCUGUCCCAAUUUCCCCUAUUGUAAUUAAGUCAGUCGGACAAUGUG
This is a messenger RNA of Musca vetustissima, 491 nucleotides long. Its product is annotated as cuticle protein 1. Lineage: Eukaryota; Metazoa; Arthropoda; Insecta; Diptera; Muscidae. The record is from RefSeq and is a predicted model, not a curated record. The coding region runs from base 4 to 474 and encodes 156 amino acids. Gene Ontology annotation, molecular function: structural constituent of cuticle. The transcript has 2 exons.